AAUAGCGUAUAUGCACCAAAUGCAAACGGAUACCUACCAAAUACAAGUGUUACAUCACCCAAUAAAAGUGGAUAUACCCCGAACACUAGUGGCUACGUACCGAAUACAAGUGGAUACACACCAAAUACCAGUGGUUACGUACCGAAUACAAGUGGAUACACACCAAAUACAAGUGGUUAUGUACCGAAUACAAUCGGAUACGUUCCAAACUCUAGUGGUUACGCACCGAACACAAGUGGAUACGUUCCGAACUCUAGUGGUUACGCACCGAACACAAGUGGAUACGUUCCGAACUCUAGUGGUUACGCACCGAACCCAAGUGGAUACGUUCCAAAAUCUAGUGGUUACAAACCAAACACUAGUAGUUACAUACCGAAUACAAGCGGAUACGUUCCAACAAGUUCAGGUUAUGUUCCAUCUGGGGUAUCGGGAAAUCCUAGUAAUAUGUAUCCAUUUAAUGCUAAUGUUAAUCGUAGUGGGUCUGUCAUCUUGGGCGGUUUCCCAGGUUCAUCGUAUAACAGUAAUUUCUACAACCCGAAUUCAAUAGGUUUUACUAGCAAUGCCGGAACUGGUCAGCUUUAUGUUCCAACUUAUGGUUCAAAUAGUCAAAGUAAUGCUCAUACAAAUACAGGCUAUGCACCAAAUUAUACCUCUAAUGACCAUAGUAAUACAGCUACCUCCAGCACUGGUUUUGGAGUGGUAUAUCCAAGCAGUUCAGCAUCCGUUGCCAAAUCUGGCGGUUUUCAAGGAUUUGAACUCGGUACUUUGCGUAGUAGUUCAGAUAGUGUAAACUCUGAAACUAUUUCAAAGGAUCGGGAUUUCAGAUCAACACCAAAUGACACUGUUGUAGCCAAUGUGGCUAGUACGUCCGGAGUUAGUGCCACUGUUACAAAUGGCACCUUGUCUGUAUCUGCUGGCUAA
Molecule: messenger RNA, 921 nt
Organism: Lottia gigantea (owl limpet)
Lineage: Eukaryota; Metazoa; Mollusca; Gastropoda; Lottiidae
Exons: 1
Source: RefSeq, a predicted model, not a curated record